UCAACACAAAUAUCAUUGGCACGAACUGGUAGUGGCACGAAACGUGCAUAAACCGGCUAAAGUAAAUGGUGGUGAUCUCCCUUUCUAAUUUGAACUUGUUAAACAAGGGUUUUCAGAGUCCAGAGAAUUUUAUUCUCGACAGUAUUUUAUACUGACCAAAGCUUACCUACUAUACACGAGCUGUUGUUGACCAGAGACUACGUUGCAGUUUAAGAGAACCGCGUUGCGUGACAUUUAAGCGUUUGAAAGUGCUCGUUUAGAAUUUGUAAUUUGAUUUCGCGACGUUACCUAUUUAAAAACUGAACGUUGUUAAACUUGUUUGGAAAAUCCAGGUGCGGAUUGUAUUUGAAUUCGGGCGUUUGUUUGUUGUCGUGUUGUAUUUUGAGUUUUAAACUUCCCCAGGGUUCGUGGAACGAUGUCCUUUGCCGGGAAGCCUUUUGUUUAUUCUGUUUCAGGUGAAGAACAUGUCUGGUGGCUGGUGCAGCAGCGAUGUUCGUGUUCUUAUUGCCGGGGAUUCCAAUGUCCAUCGUUUGAAGUCUGCGUGUCCUCCAAAUACAAGGAUUGACUUUCUGCCCGUAUCUGAAGUCCCUGUACUUGUCCCAUGAUGGACUACAUCUAAGUGCUGAAGGGGCUAGGAGGUGUUUAGCAUCCAUACAGGACGACCUGCCAAACCAGCUGUGUGUGGACGCUGCUGUUCAAGAUCCUACAGAAUGGCCAGCUCUCUCAGCCACGGAAGUACCGGUUCAGGAGCAUGACAGCACCAUAGCACUCAUUUCGGAUAUUGUGCAGACUGUUACCGGUUACUGGUUUUAAUUUUCUGCUGUCAAACGAUAUGCAUGUGCAGAAGACGUAUAUCGACAUGUUUUCGGACAGUCGUUUACGGAUAUGAAUGGGAGCUCAACCAGAGAUUCAAGACAAGGUGGAUGCAAGUGAAGUACAAGUUCCCAGGGACAUCAAGCCUCAGACACAUAAAAUAACGACACCAUGGAGGGCAUUGGUGGUGGAUGGGGGUGUGGCUUUGAUGGACCCAGGGGGAGAGGCUUCAAUGACUUGAGAGGUCGUGGGGGUUGGAACAACAGAGGUUUCUUUGAUGGCAGAGGUCGAGGUCGUGGUAAUUUUAGAGGUCGAGGUGGAUUUCCUCCAAGAGGUUUUCCCCCAAUGUUCCCAUGGGGCAGAGGCCGAGGGGGGCGGUGGAGGGGUGCAUUCAUGCCACCUGGCCACCCAAUGGCAAAGGGCAGGCCGGACUUUCCAGACAGCACCAACAUGUCCAUGGAAGAGAAGCUUCACCGUUUCUGCCUGUUUCUACGCCACGAGGACUCGCUGAAGAACAAUGCUAUUCAAACCAUUAUGAACGGCAUCACCAGCUGCAAGCUGGGACUCAAGGUGGACUACCAGGCGGAAGAGCUGACAAAAAUAGGGGGGAAGAUCAUGUACACCGGCGUGUUGAAGCUGGACACAGUGUUCCUGGCACGCGCCAUACGUCCCAACAAGAAGGACCUGAAGCAGGAGGUCUUCCAGAAGGCGUUGAAUGUGAUGCUGUCAGAGACAGUGCAAGCUACUUACAACCUUGUGGAUCCUGAGAAAGACGCCAUCAAAGAAGAAUUAGACCAACAGGUGUACAAGGAAAAGGCUACAGACGGUGAGAAGACCACAAAAUCUGUGGCUGGCAUAGACAUCAUGGCCAUGUUGCAGUCCAUCAUUACCGUUCUCAAAAACAUGAAGAAUCCCCCUGACAACCCUAUCUCAACAUUGGAACAGGCUACCACACAGGCUCACAGCCUUAUCAAGAUGGAGUACCAGCCAACGCCUGUGGUACUGUCCAACUCUAGACAAUACUUCAUGGCUGCCCUGACAUUUGGUUCCACGGUAGUAGGGCAAGGGUGGGGUGUGACCAAGAAAGAAGGCAAGCUGAACACGUACCAGAGUGCGAAGGACCGACUGGAGACCAAAACCCUUGAUGAACUCGGGGACUCCAUGGAACCCAUAGAAAUACCUGAAACGGAACAUCAUCUGCCAUUCACAGCCAAAGCCAACGUGUCCAAGCUGAGCAUUGAAGAGAGGUUCCAGGCUCUUGUACAGGCUCUCGCUGGCGGGGCCACGUCACCUAGGCAAACCACCCACAACCAGAUUGAUGUAUUCUCUCUCCAAAACAACCUCAUUCCCAUGCUUGUGGUCAGGAAGGCCCACGAGAACGAUGACGAGGACAAAACCAUGAUCGCUGAGCUGUAUAUUGAGAAGAUCCUCAUUGCAUCUGUUGAAGGACAGAAAAAGCGUGACUGCUUUCACCGUGUGUAUGACCUGGCCGUUGAUGUGCUGACCAGCACGCCCUCCGAGCAGAUCCUCAGCCAGCACAAGAGGAUCACAGAUGAGGAGGUGAAGGACCCCAGGCUACUGGACCUCAUCAUAAAGGGAUCUGCACGUACGGUGGAAUCCAACGCCAGCGCCCUGAAGAGGAUUGGUUUCAAGCUGGACGACGUGUUUACUCGGGACUGGCGCGAUCUCGUGAUCCUUGAGAACCAGGACUGGAUGCAGGACCGAGAGCGUAACGCGUUCUGUAUUCUGCAGUUCAGCUGCACCCAGAACAACCUGCUCCUGCAAUGGGAGUGUGACUGCGUGGAAAAAUAUUUCAGAUGCAUGGUUAGCAUACAGAAGCAGUUGAUGGGGGAAAGCUAUGGCUCCAACAAGGUAGCUGCAAGAAAUCUAGCCUGUGCAGACGCCCUUUUUAAACUGUACGAAACCCAGGAAGUGUUGUGCAUGUCGCAACGGCCCGAUGACCAGCUGAACUGGAUCUCGUACGAGAGCAUCAAAGAGAAAGCGGAAAAAAUGCGUAAAGAAAGUGUCAGUGAAGAGCCGAUCAUGAAAACAGACGAGGAAGGCAAUCGCCUUCCAAAUUCGUUCAUCAUGAAAGCUCUCACAAUGACGCUGGAUGAGAAAAUCUCCAAGCAGAGGGAUUUGCGAGAGGUGGUGUUCGGUCCGGGUAUCGAGCUCGUUGAAUCGCGAGAACUUCGUUCGUAUGGCCGUGAGAAAAACCUUCGCUCUGACGUCCGCCAGCAUCAGGGGCAGCCGUAUCUGAUAUUCUACGACAAGCUGGACUGGCAGGAGAUUGUGAAGCUUCUGCGGACGCACUCCGGGCCGUACGGGAAGUUCCUGCGAGUGGAUAAAGCGACUUUGCCGAAGCAUUCCGACAUCGAGAAUGUCGUGAUGAAGGAUUUGCCGAUGGCGGACUCCCCGCCGACCCCUGAAAAGUGCAAACAGAGUUAAGCUAGUAUUGCGAUGUUCAUAUUAUAGGACAAAAUAAUGAUUGAAAUAGUGUUGUCUGAUAGCUGUCAUUGUUUCAGAAUAUUGUUUCCUGUCCAUUCUAAUGUUAAGCAUGGGAUUUGGUGAAAACAUUUCAAAAGAAGCUAAAAGAUUGUGAUCUCCUUUAACUAUUGGAAACUCAGCUUUAAGGGCUAAGAAAAACACAUGAUGGAAAUACAAGCACGGCUUUAUCUGAAAUACAUUUUUUUCUAGAAACAAAGCCCCUCAUGCUCGUGAUUUUACAAAGUAAUAAACAGUUAUGAUUUAAACAAAUGAAUAAGAUUGAAUGUCUUUUAUUAAUACUUAAUAAUCAAGGUUUUUUUAAUAUGUGAAUUCCUUUAGAAAUUUUUCUUAGCUUUCUGUUUGCCAUUGAUAUGUUUUAAAUGUUGCUACAUCAUUCAAACAUGAUAAUGAGUGUUUAAGAUUCAUGAUUAGAACACGCUUAAAAAUAAAUAGCUUUUUUGUA
Molecule: messenger RNA, 3763 nt
Organism: Dreissena polymorpha
Lineage: Eukaryota; Metazoa; Mollusca; Bivalvia; Myida; Dreissenidae
Exons: 18
Coding region: 985-3261 (758 amino acids)
Source: RefSeq, a predicted model, not a curated record